Molecule: messenger RNA, 1206 nt
Organism: Coprinopsis cinerea okayama7#130
Lineage: Eukaryota; Fungi; Basidiomycota; Agaricomycetes; Agaricales; Psathyrellaceae
Exons: 1
Coding region: 1-1206 (401 amino acids)
Source: RefSeq, a predicted model, not a curated record
AUGGAUCAGCAACAGCAGCAACAGCAGCAGCAACAGUGGUUGGCCGCACAACAAGCUCAGGCUCAGGCUCAAGCUCAAGCUCAGGCUCGGGCACACGCUCACGCUCAGCAACUCCAACAAGCUCAACAACAUCACCAACUCCAGCAUGCUCACCAACAUCACCAACUCCAGCAUGCUCAACAUGCUCACCAACAGCAACAGUGGCAACAGGCUCAACUCGGGCAAUACCAAGGGCAGCCCAUUUCAAGCUGGCACGGCCAAUACCCCCACCAUGCACCAGGAUCCGCAAUGCACCCAUCACAAGUCGCAGGGUCAAGCAGGAACCCUCAGGCUCAGGAUUACUACUACGGCUCGCAAACGCAGCCUUUGCAUGGAGCGCAUAUGGGCCACCAAACCCCGCACAGCUAUGCCUCUUACCCUUUGACGACGCAUCAAGCCAGUGGCCAGAUUCAAGGACAACCUCAACCGGAUCGGUACCAGGAGGGAUGGCAAAGCGUUGACCGGCGCCUAAAGUCCCAGGCGGUAUUUCGGAUCCAUGCAGAAACCAUUAUAGAGGAGAACAAGUAUGCAAUCUUCAACUGCGAUGUCACGGUCCUCGGGCGCAAGGUCCUCAGAUUCAACACAAAAUCAUCGAGUGCCAACAACGGAUCGUUCGUUACAAACAUGGUGCCUGCAAGGGGUUCCGAGUUUUCUGAUAAGGAGGACCUCAAUUUGCAGUUUGAAUGGCCCGCUUGGAUGCUGGGUGAUACACAACCUAGGGCAUUUCCACAAAUCUCAUCCACACAUACGGAUGGAUGGGUCACCCUCGCUAACUUCGUUAAGGUACGCGUAUGGGACCAGCGGUUGUGCUUCCAAGUAGACCAACCCGGAGUCAGCCACAUGUGGUACGGACGAUACCACAAUGAGAUACUCGAGUUCACGUGGAUCGACCGAAACAGAGAUAGAAAGGUAGGGUCUUUUCAAAUGACUUCAGCUGGGUAUCUAUUGGAAUACCUUACUGGGAUCCAGCUGGAUGCGAGGGGGUAUCAAAUGGGCACCUUUAUGUGCUAUCUUUUCUUGGCACUCUUCAGGCCAUGGGCGUGGCACGAUGUGCCGGAAACGACAAACGAUAAUUACUACAGGAGCAAAUACCUUCUCUAUAGCAACUACAACGUGUUGCUUGUCCCCUCCCUCCCCGCCAAUUUGGCCGCCUACCUGCCUUUCUGA